Sphaerulina musiva SO2202 is the source of this 1376-nucleotide messenger RNA. RefSeq lists its product as uncharacterized. NCBI's taxonomy places the organism in Eukaryota, Fungi, Ascomycota, Dothideomycetes, Mycosphaerellales, Mycosphaerellaceae. Gene Ontology annotation, biological process: actomyosin structure organization; mitotic cytokinesis. The transcript has a single exon. The record is from RefSeq and is a predicted model, not a curated record. Gene Ontology annotation, molecular function: calcium ion binding; cytoskeletal motor regulator activity; myosin heavy chain binding. Gene Ontology annotation, cellular component: myosin II complex; cytoplasm. The coding region runs from base 6 to 1154 and encodes 382 amino acids.
CAGAAAUGGCCUCAUCGAAUCCCAACAGACUCUCUGCCCAGCUCUCGCCCUUUGAAUCCCCCUCCGGCAGGCAGUCGCCGUUCCGCAGGCAGAACAGCCAGUCGCCAGGAACGGCCAUCCGCACAGGAACUCCAGCUUCGUCGCCCACCAAAGCGUCUUCAUCAUCCUUCUCCCACGUCAAGACUAGCUCGCUGUCGCCAGAGAAGUCCAAUCCGUUCACGCGGCGGCCGAGCCAGAUCAAUCACAGCCAUGCUGCCGACCGGCCGACAAGCCCUUUUGCACGUCCCACCAGCAGCCUGAGCAUUGUAUCGACGCCGUCGCGCAAGUGGAGCAAUGGCAGUCUCAAGAGCCCCGUGGCACUGCAAGACGUGGAUACGCCCACAGUUGCGUCACCGUCUCCCUUUGAUGGCGCCAGGGACUUGUCGGGCGGUCACAGUGUGGCUGACGACUCACCAUUCUCUCCGACUCCUGUGCAGGCACUCAGUCGAGAUAACCUACGGCCAGCCAUGCAGCGCAACAUCACAUCUUCCACGACAGCGACCAUCAAGCCACCCACAUUCACGUCGCAAGCGAAGUCGGCUACACCAAGGCUCAACGAUGUAAGAGGCGGCACUUACAAUCAUUUACCCCAACCACUACUUCACAGUAUGCGAGAGUCAUUCGAAGUGCUCGACAGUAACAAUACCGGAACGGUCAACUCUGCAGCCGUUGCAGACAUGCUAGCCCAGCUCGGUCUCGACAACAAUCCGGCAGCACUGACCGACUUCUUCCCUCCCACCGGCGCAGCACAACUGAAUCUAGCACGAUAUCUGGACGUCCUGUCCGGGCCUUUGAGCGACCUCUCAGAGCCAGACGAACUCCAAGCGGCAUUCGAAGCCUUUGACGUCGACGACAGUGGCCAAAUCGACGUCGCUGUCCUACGCGACGCACUACUCCAUACUGCCAGCCAGCCCGGCGAUGACAUGGUGCGAAUGAGCGAGCGCGAAGUCGACGGCGUGCUGCGCGAGUUUGCGGGCCGAAGAGCCUUUGGCGCCAAAGGCAUGCACGCGGGAAAGCCCCGGGGAGAAGUCUUUCGAUAUCGAGACUUUAUGGCGAAUGUCAGUGCAGGGGGUGGAGCGAGGAUGAGUGAAGCGGAAGCAGCAAUGGCAGCGUAAUGUGGACAAUAGAAACAAUCUUGAUCUGAUAUAGUUAUCAGAUUGGGGCUGAUUUUUGCUCUCUGUAGUGUUUACGGGUCGAAGUUUCUCGCCAUGGGACCACCGCUGAAGGUGGCUGAUGUAACUACGGCCUGGACUAUGCGGUUAUGAAUACGGUAUCAGGAUAGAAUUGGAUGGCAGUGCACGCUUCAGCGAACGGCGAUUUGUUAUAGGAAUAGGUAC